CCACAUGCAUGUCACAAAUGUUUGAUUGGCACACACUCCCUGAGAGGAGGAGUUAGCGGGAUUUCUCUUUUAGCUUGGUUGACUGCCGGUCUCUCUCUCCUGCUCUGGAGGCACAAGUUGCUUCUUCCCUAACCUCAACUUCAUUCUUCAGGUCUGGGUUGUGCUCUUCUGCCUCAGCCAUGGCACCGAAAAAGAACAGGACGACCAAGAAGAGCAAAGGAGACAUCAAUGAGAUAACAAUCAUGGUUGAGGACAGCCCUGUCAACAAGAUCAACGGGCUGAACACACUGUUAGACGGAGGAAAUGGGUUCAGCUGCAUUUCCACCGAGGUUACGGAUUCCGUCUAUGCCCCCAACCUCCUGGAGGGUCUGAGCACCAUGCGGCACGAGAGCUUCCUGUGCGAUCUCACAGUGUCCACCAAGUCUAAGUCCUUUGACGUCCACAAGGUCGUCAUGGCCUCAUGCAGCGACUACAUUCGCAACAUCUUGAAAAAAGAUUCCGCGCUGCAGAAAAUCGACUUGACUGACCUCUCCCCUGUCGGCCUGGCUACAACGAUCACAUACGCAUACUCGGGAAAGCUCACCUUGUCGCUCUACAGCAUCGGCAGCACCAUCGCGGCGGCCAUGCUCUUGCAGAUCGGCACCUUAGUGAAGAUGUGCAGCGACUUCCUCAUGCAGGAGCUCACUGUGGAGAACUGCAUGUACGUGGCCAACAUCGCAGAUGCCUACAAUCUUAAAGAAGCCAAGGAGGCGGCGCAGAAGUACAUGCGGGAAAACUUUAUAGAGUUCUCCGAGAUGGAACAGUUCUUAAAGCUCACCUAUGAGCAGAUCAGCGACUUCCUCACAGACGAUUCCCUGCGUCUUCCAUCGGAGGUCACCGCUUUCCAGAUCGCCAUGAAGUGGUUGGACUUUGACGACAAGAGGUUGAAGUACGCUGCCGAUCUCCUGACUCACAUCCGCUUUGGCACCAUCUCCGCGCAAGAUCUUGUAAACCACAUCCAGAGCGUGCCAAGGAUGAUGCAAGACCCCGAGUGCCACCGUCUUCUGGUGGAUGCCAUGAACUACCACCUGCUGCCAUACCAGCAGAAUAUCCUCCAGUCCAGAAGGACAAGGGUGCGCGGUGGCCUCAAGGUGAUACUGACUGUCGGAGGACGGCCCGCCUUGACGGAGAAGUCUCUUAGCAAGGAGGUUCUCUACAGAGAUGUCGAUAACGUGUGGAAUCGCUUGACAGAAAUGCCAGCCAAGAGCUUUAAUCAGUGUGUGGCGGUCUUGGACGGUUUCCUGUAUGUGGCUGGAGGCGAGGACCAGAAUGAUGCGAGGAACCAGGCCAAGCAUGCCGUCAGCAACUUCUGCAGGUAUGACCCCCGCUUUAACACUUGGAUCCACCUGAAUAACAUGAUCCAAAGACGCACCCACUUCAGCCUCAGCACCUUCAACGGUCUACUCUUCGCCAUCGGAGGCCGUAACACAGACGGUGUCCAGGCUUCGGUGGAGUGCUACGUGCCAUCGUCCAACCAGUGGCAAAUGAAAUCGCCAAUGGAGGUGCCCCGCUGCUGUCACGGCAGCUCGGUCAUUGACGGCAAGAUCCUGGUUUCGGGAGGCUACAUCAACAACGCCUACUCCAGAGCCGUGUGCUCGUACGACCCGUCCACCGACAGCUGGCAGGAUAAAAGCAGCCUGAGCUCGCCUCGAGGUUGGCACUGUGCCGCCACAGUGGGCGACCGCGCCUAUGUCAUCGGUGGCAGUCAGCUGGGAGGUCGCGGAGAGAGGGUGGACGUCCUGGCAGUGGAAUCCUUCAACCCUCAUUCGGGGCAGUGGAGCUACUGCACUCCUCUUCACACGGGCGUAAGCACGGCCGGUAUUUCCAUUUUGAACAACAAGAUAUAUCUACUCGGGGGCUGGAACGAGGGCGAGAAGAAGUACAAGAAGUGCAUUCAGGUGUACAACCCUGACCUCAAUGAAUGGACUGACGAUGAUGAAUUGCCAGAAGCGACAGUGGGCAUUUCCUGCUGCGUUGUCACCAUACCCGCAAAGAAAACAACACGAGAAUCAAGAGCCAGCUCUGUUUCCUCUGCACCAGUCAGUAUAUAGGCAUUAGAUAGCCAGGUACUUUACCUGCUUGUAUAGGACUCUAAUUGUCUGUUGCAUUAAUAUCGCUCUAUGGUUUUGUCAAGUGGCGGAAAAGCGUCUUUAACUGGGUCUUUUAUGUUAAUGAGACAGACAAACUUUCCAUAGUCAUCCAUUACAACAAUCAGGUUAAUGUUAGAAAUGUGUUUCUCUACGGGGCCAAUUUAGAUGUUAGUAUUUCCAUACAUCCAUUUUCUAUACCGCUUAUCCUCAACAGCUGACUUCGGGCUUAGAAUUGGCAGAUAUAAACAAACAACCAUUGACAAUCCAGAGUCUGCAAUUAACCGAACAUGCAUGUUUUUUUUGCAAAACCCAGAGACGCACGGGUAGAACACGCAAACUCCACACAGAGAUGUCCAAACGGAGAUUUGAACCGAGAUCUCCUGACUCUCUGGCCUACAUCUAACCACUAAGACACCACGCAGCCAUAUCAGUAUUUCAUUAGCCCUUAUUCUGAACAGUCCAUCUUUUACCUAUUGUACCUAAAAUUUAAAGAUGCUACAGAAGAAGGGCUACUGUUGAUAUUUCAAUAGCCCUUAUUCUGUUGCAUCUUUAAAUAAAAGGUAAAGAUGGGCAAUUCAAAGUAUGACGCAGAUGAGAGGGAAGGUGCAGCAGCAUGAGAAAAAAGCUAUUUUUAAAUAAAUUGAUUUUAAUCUGGAAUGAACAUAAAAAUCCACAAAAUAUGCUCCUGAAAAUGUUUGGAGGAGCAUCCCCGCACAUAUUAUAUUCUCAAGGAGAGGUUAACUGUACAAAACCUUUUUUUUACAUUAUAUACGUAAAAAAAAUCUUGCUACUAAAAGGGUUUGCAAGGCUUUUUAGAAACAUGGUUCCUUCAUUAUGGAAAAUGACAUACACCGUAAACAAGUUCAUGAUGAACACUUUGCCUACAAUAUAUGAACACAUUUUAUGUGGGCCAAUAAAAACGAAAUUUUGACCCAUUUUGGGUCUUAAAACCCUGAGUUUGAGAAACCCUGAUUUAUGGUGAUUACAGAGCUCAGAUACUUAAGGAGGAAAAACGCUGGAAUAAAUGGGGCAACACCUGCCAGGAGUAGGUGUUGUAAAUUGUCGUCAUCAACAGCAUCGGUGAGUAGAAGAAAUGUUGCAAGGAUGGGGAUGAUGAAUGUGUUUAGAAAACUAUUUUGUAAAAAAAAAAUAUACAUAUACUGUAUCAGGAGAUGAUGUUUCUGCCUGGGUUGUCAUGGAAAUAAUAAUUUUCAUGGUUGCUCAUGAUUUUUAUUUUUUUUUUCUAAAUUAAAGAAGUUACAUAACACGA
Molecule: messenger RNA, 3399 nt
Organism: Nerophis ophidion (straightnose pipefish)
Lineage: Eukaryota; Metazoa; Chordata; Actinopteri; Syngnathiformes; Syngnathidae
Gene: klhl31
Product: kelch-like family member 31
Exons: 3
Coding region: 180-2090 (636 amino acids)
Biological process (GO): negative regulation of protein phosphorylation
Cellular component (GO): cytoplasm; nucleus
Molecular function (GO): protein binding
Source: RefSeq, a predicted model, not a curated record